Molecule: messenger RNA, 5773 nt
Organism: Cherax quadricarinatus
Lineage: Eukaryota; Metazoa; Arthropoda; Malacostraca; Decapoda; Parastacidae
Source: RefSeq, a predicted model, not a curated record
CCUCCAGCGUCCAGCCUAAACACAACAAGGAGACACAUUCUCAACACUAAACUUAAAAUAUUCGUUAAUGUGCUUCCCUAGCGUUCGUUAACGGUGAAUUACAGUGAAAGUUCGAGUGUUGAGAGUGCGAGAGUGAGAGUUGAAGGCAGCAGCAACACUUAAUAACUGAGUGGAAGCUGAGAGUCAAUAUUGAGAGCUGCAUCAAGACUGCUAACCAUCUUCCCGGCUCAGAAAUUAUCUUUACUCCUUGUAGGCCUAGGCAUUUACCUGCUGGGCAAGUCCUGAGGCCUACCUGGCGGCCUGGCUGUCCUCUCAGCUUUAAUUAUCGGCUUAUCUUGCUGGGUACAGUACCAGCUGCUUAUGUUGCAUCUUAAUGUUGAUUAGUGACCAGUGAUUUAUGGUAUAUGAUAGACAUCCAAAAACAAGAAUGCACCUCAUGCCUCAAAGAGACUACACUUAAUGCCUCUGGUCUCUGCUGUGUAGUAUAUGGAUGGUCAUCAUACUAGAUUCAAGAUGUGUUCACUCACCGAGAAACAACACUACACUGGAUGAGAAUGUGUGUGGGAGGCAGCUUUGUCUGCGCGCUGGGCACUGAACAGGUUCCGUAUGAUCGACGAAAACAGCUUGUCUGCUCACCAUAACUGAUGCCCUCCGCUAUUACCGCUACAAUAAAACUCAUGCGAGUGACAGAAGAACUGCAUGUGUGUAUUGUCAGCAUUGUCCCAAAACUUGCCUGAACAUCGCAGCUGCUACAUGCACUCUCUUGAAGGCCUCUUUGAAAGCAGUUUACUUGACUAAUUAAAAUUUUGAUGUGGAACAUUAUUAACUGUUGCAGUGAAUGCUUAUCAGAAGCACUAUACUGCAGAUACAGUGAUAUUUAGUAAACUGAUGUUCACCUUGUCAAAAGAAAUAUACACCUUAAGUAAAAUAAUGUAAAAAAGUUAUGUUAAAUACUGUUCUAGCAUUGCUGUUUAUAAGUACUGUGAGUUAAAUGUUUAACUCAAUAUUGAAUGUUUUUUGUAUCAUGAACUUAUUGUCUUAAAAUAUGCAGCAUUAUAAGAGAUCCUUUUUUACUGAUUGAUUUAGUUAAUUAGUUUUCAUUGUAUUAUUUCCUGCAUCAAAAAAUAUUUUCUUCACAUUGUUUAUUUCUUGUAUCAUCAUCUUACUGCAGUCUGAUAAAUUGCUUAUCAUUCAUCAUAUAGCUAGUGUCUGUAAAUUAUUGCUGCAUUUUUACUAUCAAUAUCCUGCAUUGGUGUGGCAGCCACUUAUUACUCUAGUUUUGAACGAGUUUUAAAGUUCACAUAAUCAUAAAACGAUAUACAUGUUUGACAGCAAAACAUUGCUCUAGAGGAGAAGAGCGACAUAAGUGUUCAGCAGUAUAAAAGACUUUACCAAAAAAAGGGACCUUUGUAGGUUUAGUGCUUCUUUUUUAUUAUAAUAAUACUAAAAAGGACUGUUUUAAUAAUGCAUAUAAGAGUUAUUGCUGGAAAGAAAUCAUUCCAGUGUUAAGAGCAUAUAUAAGACUUCCUGAUAAAACAUUCAAUCAGACUUUUUUGGAGUUAGUGCAGAAAAAGAAUUUAAGAUAUGAGAGCCCGUAAAAAAGAAAGAGCCUUUCACUGUUCAGUAUGUCUGAAAGACUUCUCUCAAAAAUCUCAUUUAGAAAAACAUUCAAGAGUUCAUACAGGAGAGAAACCAUAUCGUUGUCCAGUGUGUUUAAAAGAUUUUUCUCAGAAAUCUUACUUAGUUAAACAUUCAAGAGUUCAUACGGGAGAGAAACCAUAUCGUUGUCCAGAGUGUUUAAAAGCUUUUUCUCAAAAAUCUCAUCUAGUAAAACAUUCCCGAGUUCAUUCAGAUGAGAAACCUUUUCAGUGCUCAGUGUGUCUCAAACUGUUUUCUCACAAAUCUUAUCUUAAAAUUCAUAAUAGAAUUCAUACAGGAGAAAAACCCUAUCAGUGUACAAUAUGUCCAAAAGAUUUUUCUCAGAAGACACACCUAACGAAACAUUCCAGAGUACAUACACAAGAAAAGCCAUAUCAUUGUACAGUGUGUCUAAAAGACUUUUCUCACAAGUCUUAUCUAGUAAAACAUUCCAGAAUUCAUACUGGAGAGAAACCAUAUCAGUGUCCAGUGUGCCAGAAACAUUUUUCCCAAAAAUCUCAUCUAGUAAAGCACUCGAAAAUUCAUAAAGAAGAAGAGAAGUCAUAUCGAUGUUCCGUGUGCCUCGAAGAUUUUUCAGACAAUUCAGCUCUGUAUAUGCAUACUAAAGUUCAUGCAGAAGAGACUGAAAUGGGAGACUGGAAAAGCAGUUGAGUGAUUAUGUAGGUAAGCAGUCAUCUCGGUGAUUAGUGUUGAAACUAAAAAAUAUCCACUUAAUAUACAAGCCAUUUCUUAGUUCAUACUGAAGAGAAACCAUGUUAGUGUAGCAUUUAAAAAUUAAUGAAUAAUGUUCUCAUAAAUUAUUUUACUAUUUAUAUGAUAAUGAAACCUAUGUGUUCAGAGGACUGUACAUGUAUAUAUAGAUCAUAUCCUAAUAACAGGGAAUAAUCAUUCAGUAGAGAAACAAUGCAGUGUUCUGUGAAAGAUAUUUUACAUGAAACUUAGCUAGUAACAACUGGGUGUUAAUUUUUGAAAGAAACUGUGUCAAUGUUUUUAUGGGCAGUUCUUCAUCAAAUGAUGAGGGGAAAAAUUAGAGUGUACCCAUUCUUGGGUCUGGACUUGCGCAUCUCCUUCAUUUGACUGGUUAUUAGUUAUACUGUUAGAGUUUGUAUGUAGGCUUGUGGAAAUGUUAAUAUUUUCCAGAAGCUGCUAGCUUAAUGGAAUCAUUAACUUUUCAUGGUCUACCCAGUAACAGUGGAGCUGCAAUUAUUGGAUAAAAUUAUAACUGUUCAUUUAGAUAUUAACUACACUAGUGUGAGCAAAGUUGAUACCAGUUGCCACAUGUUCCAUAUGAAACAUAAACCUAUCUUUAAAAUUAAGUUAUUUGACUAAAAAUGCAAGAAGCAGUUUAUAACACUGUUUAUCUCGAGUAGCAAGACCAUGAGAAAAAGUAAACAAAAACUGAAACAAUUAACAUGACUACAUCAUUAUACAAGCAAGCCAACAUUUUGUAAGCCUGGAACCAAGGCAUUGGAAAUUCCCAAUGAGUCUGACACAAAAAACCACCUGAACCAUUUAAGUGGAAAAUUACACAAAUAUAAAAAAUAAGUAUUUUGGCAGAACCAUCACAUGAAAUGCAUUAGGUGGACAGACAAGUAAAUGCAGAGCCAGACUAACAUCAUGCAAACAUUGCCAUGUACUUCGUAUAUUUUGCUCUAUUAAAAUUGUGGUUUCCAGUACUGGCCUAGUAUUGACAGAUUAGAUUAAAAUUAUCUCUACAGCACUAAAUUGUGAUGUUAAUAAUAUAACUAUUGUGCAUGAUAUGGAAAACUAGACAAAUUUAAUAGAGCAUGUAUUUACACCCCAAAAAAAUUAAAUCUGAAAGGCAUAUCUUUCAGAGCCUGUUAAAUAUAACUCAAAAAUUUGUCCUGCAUUUCCUACUUUAGGAACUAUGCAAGUCAAGCUAUAUUCACACCUAUGUUAUUAGAAACAAUAUGAUCUAUUAAUAAAUUAAAGACAUGUGCAACACUUGGGUAUCUUGAGGAAACUUUUGCCAUACAGAGGAGAAUAACAGAGGGGUUCGAGGUAAUCAGUCCCUCGGCCUUGAGUCGAUGUAAUCAGUCCAAGAUUGAGGGAUUGAUUACCUCAAACUCCUUCUGUUCUUCACCAUUCUCUGUAUGGACUGAUUAAGCCAGUGUGUGGCAAAACAUUUUCUCAUCAAGAUACCCAAGUGUUGUACAUGUGUUUAAUUUAUCAACUUGUCGGUUAUCUGAAUCAUUUAUCUACAUAAUAUGACGUAGGGUCAUUUAAUGAAAACACCUUGUAAAGGGCAGUAAGUGUUGAGGUUGUAUAAUUUCCUCAGAGUCAUCUUGGACAUAGUACAAAUCCAAUGACUCCCAAAUGAGUCACAAAUAUUGACAGAAAUAUUUGGCAUAAAUGCUAAUACUUUUACAUUAUAUAUUUUUAUGAGCACACAAUUACAAAAAGUCAUAUUAAAGAUUACUGUGACAAGGAAAGGAAAAUUCAAAUAGUUUAUCAGAGUAUAGCUUUUUCUGAUGCAACUUUAACUAAAUGGUCACAUGGUAGGUUGGUCUAUAUAUUAAUGACUUUAUCUGACCUUAACAUCACUGACAUUGUUUGUUGUUUGAGGGAAUAAAGAGGUGAUAGUGAGGGUGUUCCUUAGCCUAAAAGUGAAUAACCUCCUACACAAACAAUCAGUGAUAAGGGUGAAAGUAAAGCUGCUGACAGUCACUGCAUGUAUUGAUAUAACAGACACAAUGGUCCACUCAGUAUCAUGUUGUAGAAAUGUUCAGACUUUUCUGGCAAAUCAGCUAGUGUGACAUUGCUUUCUGCUCAGCAUUUCUACUCUCAUAAGUGUGGGUGUGACACUUCCUGGUGACCUUGGUAACUACAGAGACGAGUGGAAUCUAACACUUUCCAUUAAAGAAGAAUUUUGUGUAAUCAAUCAAGUUGGCUCUGGUACUCUUGUAUGUUAUAUAUUAGGAAGGUAAGCAAGUUUCUAGAAAUUGCUGCGAACUGCUGAGUUUCAUUGACAUACUUGCCAGUAAUCUAAUAGUACGUUUAGUAGACAUAAACAAACCCUUGUGAUGAUCUUGGGAGUAUUCCCUGGAGUUAGGACUAGUGAUAAUUCUAGUAAAACAGACAUUUCUUCUCUAGUUUUUUGUUUCAUCAUAAUGUAUAUUACUGUGUGAGAGAGAUUAUCAAAUACUAGGAGUGACUAAAGUUUGAUGUUGAAGCUAUAUAAGAGUUACAAAGAUAGACUGAUACUUGAGACAGUUAAGUUUGUCCUCUUAGUAACUGUAUUGUUGAUAGGAUACAAAUAUGUAAUAUGAAACUACUGAUCCGCUGACUUUGUUUUUAUAAAUGUCUGGUGAAAGCCUAUGGUCCUAUUUAUGUUUUAGUCUUUUCCAUUUUUUUACAUGAACUUUAUAGAGUAAAUGUGAGACUGCACAAGGGUAACCAACUGAAAUACAACUUAUCUUAAGUUUAUUCAUUGGUGAUUAAAUGAAGUCCCAUAUACUAACAGGGAUGCUCUUUGAAACAUAACAUUGGUAAGGCAUUGGUUUGGUGUAAAGCUCUCUUGUAUAGCUAUGAAAAUGAGUACAGUAAACUAAGGUUCACAAGGGUCAUGCUGCAUCAAAACUCGACCAACAACAAAAAAAUGCAAAUAGCAAGAUGUGUGAUGUCUGGGGUGGUUAGUGGUUCAGGAUUACAGAAGAUUCCUCUGUGUUAGAAAAUUUUUGAGGCAACAUAUAUAUGUUUAGUUGGAGGAAUAGCCAAAAACUUCUUCAUUGAAUUUUAAGGUUAACCACAGCAAAGUAAGGAAGUGACCAAGAGAGGAGACAGGUGACUGGGCAAGAACAGAACCUAGAGGACAGGCGAGUGAGAUUGGAGGUAGUGAUAGAAGUUGUCUAGAUGGUGGCAGUAGUGAUGGAAGUUGUGUAGAUGAUGAGGGCAGAAAUAGUAAGCUAGAGUUUGUCUUCCAUUUUUAAUAUUAAACAAUAUUGAAUACAUCAGCAGUGUACAGCCAUCCUACUUUAAUAGACAAGUUCAUGGUGGGAGCAAAAUCUUCCUCGAGUUUCUGUUAUUUGGUAAUAGCCAUCUCUCAGGAUAGCCUGUGCUACACACAAGAGAUAAGGCAUUUAUGAAGAUACAG